Aspergillus calidoustus is the source of this 2075-nucleotide messenger RNA. NCBI's taxonomy places the organism in Eukaryota, Fungi, Ascomycota, Eurotiomycetes, Eurotiales, Aspergillaceae. The record is from the annotation of a GenBank genome assembly.
GCCAAAUGGAAAUAGAUUGUUUGGAAAGCAGGCAUUCAAAGUGAGAGCAUUUGCUUCCUUUUGCCUGGUGAUCUCUGGGAUUUUCUGCAACUUACAGAGCAGCUUUCGGAGACUGAAACGAUAGGCCUCCCAGGUGAGAUUGCUCCGGAAUUUCAAAUUGACAACUCAGCCGAGUCUCAGCCCCCCCGGAUCUUACUGAGCUUCUCACACCUACCUCUCAAAAGUGUCUGCCUGCUAUCGUUUCUUCAUCAUCGGAGGAAUGAAUUGACUCUUAUAUAUACAAAACUGAUCCUCACCCAACCCUCGCCAACGACAGUAAAUGGAAGCGACACCAUGACCCCUGAAUUCCAGUACCAGGAUCCGCGCGACAGCGAGGAUGUCCCUUUCCUAUCGCAAUCUGACGGCGAGCCUCCAUCGCUCGACAGGCGAGGGACAAAAGAUCGCGUGGUAAUCGAUGGCGCGAUCCGUACUCGACUUAUGAUCACACUCUUCACCAUGGUUCUAGCCGUCGAAGUUGGAUUCGUGAUGGCAGGGGGGCCAAUGACAAGGAUUUAUGAGUCGAUUGCUUGCCGCGAACACUAUACGCAGUUUGAUCCGACCAAGAUCGGGUCCGAUGGGCAGGUGGCCGAAGAGUUGUGCAAGGGUAAGGAGGUACAGAGUGAGGUUGCGGCUGUCAAAGGGUUUAUGGAAUUCUUCGAGGGUGUUCUCAGUGUAUUGCUGGCCGCUCCGUAUGGACUGCUGGCUGAUCGGUUUGGUCGGAAAAAGGCACUUUGUUUUGGCAUCCCUGGGUUUGUCCUGAAUUGCCUUAUCAUGUUUGUUGUGAUGUGGUUCUCCGAUACCAUCCCUCUGCGGGCCGUUUGGGCAUCAUGUUUGACCUUUAUUUUUGGCGGUGGACCGGUUGUCACUAUUGCUAUCAUUUAUACCAUGAUGGCGGAUGUGACGACAGAAGAAGAGAGAGCGUUGAUGUUCUUCCGUUUCGGCGUCGCCAGUAUGGGCGCCGAUUUCAUCUCCAGUGCAGCUAGCUCAUACCUCAUGGUUUUGAACCCUUGGAUCCCGAUGCUGAUUGGAUGGAGUGUGGUCAUUGUUGGCGUUUUCAUGGCCUUGCUCCUACCCGAAACCAAGAAUGCCGUUCUACAAGACUCGUAUGAAAAACCGUCGGAGAUGGAACUUGACCGGCUAUCAUUCGCCAACGGAGAGCCCAGGCGUUCCUCUGAAAAACUCAACACAAACCUCUUGAAUGAUCCUGAGGACGAUCUACAGGAGGGGGUGACGUUCGCCAUCACGAAGAAGAGGUCAUACCUCGCUUCAUUGUGGGUAACACUACGAUCGUAUCUCACCCCAUACGCCUUUAUCUUUCGGUCUAAACAAGUUCUCCUCCUUCUCACCGCAUUCUUGGUCUACCGUCUCAGUCGGGGCUCUUCCUGGUUUUUGGUCCAAUACAUCUCUGCGCGCUACAACUGGACCAUAGCCCAAGCGAACCUCCUCAUGUCCUUCAAACCAGCUCUCACUAUACCUCUAUUUCUGGUCAUUAUUCCUCUCAUUUCAAAGCGCAUGAUGCCACGCAUGAAGUCUAACCAGAAGGACCUCCGGCUCGCGCGAGUGAGUCUUAUUUUUCUCGCGGUAGGCACACUAGGCAUUGGAUUGUCGCCUAGCAUUGGGAUGCUGAUCCCUAGUCUGAUAGUCCAGACUUGUGGCUCUGGAUUUGUUUAUCUAACACGAUCCCUGAUUACAACGCUGGUGGAGCGUGAUGAGACCGCGCGGUUGUUCACUGUGAUCGAGGUCUUGCAGGCUCUUGGCAAUGUCAUUGCCAGCUUGUCAAUUACGACAGUCUUCCAAGUGGGCCUUGAGCUAGGAGGCCCAUGGGUUGGUCUCGCGUGGAUGAUGACAUCUACGGCAUUUUGUUGCGUUGGAAUAGCUAUUUGGGCGUUUAAGCUGCCUCCUACCGCGGAUAAGGCUGAAGACCACGGCGAUUGAGCGUGGGCGGCACUUGUAUAUAUAUAUAAUCUGUACAUAUAGACGGCGUACUGGGCACAAGGGUAUAUAGACUAGAUAGAAAUAACUUGUUCUUCUGCAAC